AUGGCCAAAGUCCAGGUCGGCUUCGGCGCACAUCUCCCGAAGGGCUGCGUGACUCCCACCAUCGCCGCUUACCCGGCAGCCCAGAGGGCCAGGAGGAGUGCUUAUACUUACUUGAGUAUCGCUGCUAUUACUACAAACUUGAACAUAAGUGCUAUGCAGCAAACAGACGCCGGGUGGAGUAGAGAGACCCUGGACGAGGCCAUUGGCAGCGGGUCUCUCGACUGUGUUCUUCAUUGGAUCGGUACAACACCGAGCAAUAGCGCAGCAGCAGAAGAUGCUGACCGGGUCUCAUCAACAAAGGCUCGCGAUAUCCUCAUUGCGCGUGCUCAAGACCCAUUAGUCAUUCAAGGCAUCAGCUCAGUCCUAUCCAAGCCCGUCAAUUCCAGCGGUGACUUUUACACUGCCUGCGCCGGUCUCGACAGCAUCCUUAGCGAUCUUCCCCUCGCAACAUUGCGACUCUACAGGUCCGGCAUAGAGGCUCUGGCUGCCAAUACCGCAUACAGUCCUUCAGGGGUUUCCCUGCCGUCUUUGACAAACCGGGCAAAAGAUGCAAUCAAGUUCAUCGACUUCCCCGAGUUGACAUGGGCGCCCGAGCACAAGAUGGACUACAUGGCAGAGCGAAGUCUUUCUGAGAGAGUACAUACGGCGCAACAGAUGAAGCCCCAUGCCAGGGAUCUGCUCGGCUGGCUUGCCGACUACAACUGGCCGCCUUAUUCGGGCUGUGUGAAGCAGCUGGCUCGCUUUCCCGAAGUGGCAGUUGACCCGAUCAAGGAGAUUAUCGCAGACUACCGAGAUGAUGAUCCAGAGUGGCUGCUGCAUCUUCUCGAUUUUGUAAGAGAGAGUGUGCCUGUUGGGGUGCUGUGGGAGAAGCUGGAGCCUGAGCUAUUGUUGCUGGCCAGCUCCGAGGCAAGUGACGAGGCAAGUGACGAAGAGAAUCGUGAUCUUGUUGAAGCUGCCCAAAGUAUGCUUGGGCAGCUGAAUGAAUGGAAAAGGGAACAGAAUGGUAACGAAUAA
Trichoderma breve is the source of this 1014-nucleotide messenger RNA. RefSeq lists its product as uncharacterized. The record is from RefSeq and is a predicted model, not a curated record. The coding region runs from base 1 to 1014 and encodes 337 amino acids. The transcript has 2 exons. NCBI's taxonomy places the organism in Eukaryota, Fungi, Ascomycota, Sordariomycetes, Hypocreales, Hypocreaceae.